Molecule: messenger RNA, 432 nt
Organism: Ambispora gerdemannii
Lineage: Eukaryota; Fungi; Glomeromycota; Glomeromycetes; Archaeosporales; Ambisporaceae
Source: the annotation of a GenBank genome assembly
AUGUUUAUUAAAAAGACAACUUUAUUUGCAUUUUUUGUCUCUUUUUCAUUCGUUGCUCUUCUAGCUACACUUCCAGCUACUUCCUCUAAUCUUCAACUUCGCCAAAAUGAAAUAUUUGUCGCAGAAUUCACUAAAAAUGAGGAAAGUAUAGUUACAGGAAGAGUUACGUUUGUUGCCGAAAAUCCAUGCAAAGUAACAAUAAAGUUUUAUGAAGGAUUUACCGAACCGGAGCCAAACAACUAUCAGUUUUUUCUUAAUAAUCAGGAUAUUUCAACACAAGCGAUUCAAAAUCUGAUAAUCAAUCCUCCUGAGACAUAUACGACUGAAUUUGAAAUCGAUAAAACUCUUUGUGAAAAGCUUGACGGUAAACCGUUCGUUAUUAAACACAAAAAUGAUCAAAUUGGAAAGGCCACAAUUGUUAGUGUAGAAUGA